This is a messenger RNA of Panicum virgatum (switchgrass), 1135 nucleotides long. RefSeq names its product neurogenic locus notch homolog protein 1-like. Bases 235 to 930 code for a protein of 231 amino acids. The transcript has 6 exons. The record is from RefSeq and is a predicted model, not a curated record. Lineage: Eukaryota; Viridiplantae; Streptophyta; Magnoliopsida; Poales; Poaceae.
UAGUAGUUCACGGGCGCCAUUUGGAAAUGCGCUUUGACUUCGCACGCAUCGCAGGCCGCAGCUGAGCGAGUAGCCCAUAAAAGCCCAUCGCUGCCUGCCCUGCCGCCACCCAACUGCCUCCCCCACUUAAACGCAACCGCCCACCCACGGAAAAGCGACGACGACGACGAGCGCAACCGCCGCCCCGCCUCGCGUGCGCGGAGAUCGAAGUGCCCGGCCAUCAGACCAGCCUCGAUGGCGCACGCGGCAGGGAGGCGAGGGCUCUCCCCGCGCGGGGCCGCCGCGCUCGUGGCGCUCCUCGCCGCAGCCACCGCGGCCAACGCCGGGGCGUCCGGCGCCGACGACUUCUUCUCCCCUCUCGCGCCGAUCCUCGCGCCCGUCAUCAACUCGAUCUGCAGCACGGUGGCCUGCGGGAAGGGGAACUGCACGGUGGCGCCGGGCACGCUGGGCUACCGCUGCGAGUGCGACCCGGGCUGGACGCAGCUCCACGUCGGCGACAACCUCAGGUUCCUGCCAUGCGUCAUCCCCAACUGUUCCAUUGACAGCUCGUGUUCCAAUGGUUCGUCAGCACCAGCACCAACGCCUUUGCCAGCACCUAAAAACUUCUCGCUCGACGCAUGUGAAUUAGCAUACUGUGGCACCGGAGGAACAUGCAGGAAUGGCUCUGGUUUCAGCUACCACUGUGAGUGCAAGAAGGGUUACAGCAACCUUCUCAACAUGACCACGAUGCCUUGCUUUCAGAAGUGCUCCAUCGGUGCAGAUUGCUCAAGAAUUGGGAUCUCCUUCUCAAACUCUUCCAGCAACUCCCCUGCACCGCCUGGCUCGGAAAGCAUUUCUAACAACGGCAAUGUAGCAGCUCCUGGAUCCAUUUCGCAGAGAAUUCUACUGCCACUACUGUUGGUGGUCUCACUGGCCGUCGUCAGGAAAUAAAUAUUUGACCGUCGGUGGUCUCACUGUUUUUAUCCACGGGAUAGGAUAGAGUUGAUAGCAUGUUAGGGAUACGCUUUUGGGAUCAACUAUACUGCUGCAUGGUUACAUUUGAUAGCUUCCAUUGUAGGGAAUGUUAGAGGCUUCAUCAGUUUCUGUCGAUAUGGAAUAAAUGUUUCUGUGAAUAAUGGAGAAAAUUGCCUGUUUA